Nerophis lumbriciformis (worm pipefish) is the source of this 3728-nucleotide messenger RNA. Lineage: Eukaryota; Metazoa; Chordata; Actinopteri; Syngnathiformes; Syngnathidae. The record is from RefSeq and is a predicted model, not a curated record.
AAUCAUUUAAUAAAUUUACACCUAUUAUGACACUGUUUUUAUUUUCAUGACUAUUGUUGACAUUGUUUACUUUGACCCAACAUGAGUGGUUAUGAACAAGUGCAUUUUAGUCCCUUUUUUUGGUUUCUUUUUUAAAGGGAAUAUAAACAAAUAAUAAACAAUGAUAUGCACUACGUAUGUAUACAAAUAAUGUAUUUUCUGUGAUAUCAAGCAGUUUUUUUGUGUUUACUUUAAAGGGGAACUGCACUUUUUAUUUUUAUUUUAUUUUUUUAGAAUUUUGCCUAUCGUUCCCAAUCAUUAUGAGAGACAAGAAGACAACUUUUUUUUUUUUUUGCAGUCUAACAUGUAAAAAUCGUCUCGUUCUUGGUGGCAAGCGAUGCAGCUAAUGGGAAUAAUCCAUUCUACCUCUAAUUCACUUUAAAAAUGCAUUCAAAAACUGUCAACAAUACUUAAUUUACGUUCCGUAACCCGUAUAAUAACCAAGCUGUAGCAACUUUGUUAUUAACGAUCCCCAGGUAAGUUUGUCACUUUCUUUGUCUCGCUAAGUUGCUAACUAACAAAUAUUUUCAUUCUGCACUUGUGACAGGAGAUCAUGAACUUGCUUGUGUUAUCGAUGCUAAUUGUGCAAAUACACCCUGUAGUGCCUGUGACUUACUCGCUCAAGUAUUUCCACACUGCGUCCUCUCAAGUUACAAACUUCCCAAAUUAUGUGGGCGUGGCUUAUCUUGAUGACAUUCAGAUCGGUUACUAUGACAGCAACACAAAGACAGCAAAAGCCAAACAAGAAUGGAUGAAGAACUUUACAACAGUGGAUCCAGAGCACUUUAAAUGGCAGACACAUUUAGGUAUUCGCAAUGAAGUGAAGGACAAAGAGGACUUGGAAAGUUUACAGAAGCGCUUCAACCACACUGAAGGUCUUCACAUUUACCAGAGGAUGUACGGCUGUGAAUGGAAUGAUGAGACUGAUGAAAUCAAGAGUUGGGAACAGUCCAGCUAUGAUGGAGAAGAUUUUUUAGCGUUAGACACCAAGACAUGGACAUGGACUGCAGCAAAACCACAAGCCGUUCCCAUCAAACACAAGUUGGAGCGCGAUCAAAGUCGUAUGGAGCUCGUAAAGGGUUACCACACUGAGAUCUGUGUUGAUAACUUGAAAAAGUAUGUGAACUUUGGUAGAGACGUACUGAUGAGAUCAGAGGUUCCAGAAGUGUUUCUCCUUCAGAAGACGCCGUCCUCUCCGGUCAGCUGCUUCGCGACAGGUUUCUACCCCAGCAGUGCAACCUUAUUUUGGAGGAAAGACGGCAAGGAUCUCCACGAGAUUGUGGUGCACGGAGAAAUGCUGCCCAACCCUGAUGGAACCUUCCAGAUGACGGUGGAUCUGAAAGUGGAGGUGACGGCCGAAGUGGAGGGCAAGUACGAAUGUGUGUUUCAGCUGUCUGGUGUCAAAGAGGACCUGGUCACCAAGCUGGAGAGAAGAAGCAUCCUGAGCAACGCAAGCGAUGAAGGCAAUGUGUGGGUCGCCGUCGGCGCCACGGUGGCGGUCGUUGCAGUGAUCCUCGCCAUCAUUGUUGUAGUCGCCGUACGUCACAAGAACAAAAAAGCCAACUAUGAUCCAGCUGCUGGUGACGAUGGUACCGAGCGCUCAGAGAACUCAAUGGAUGAAAGCAGUCGGAACACAGAGCUUUUGAGCACUGGGACACAGAGCGACCACUGAGGAGCGUGGUCACACUUGAAGACGAGAAGGAGAUAAAUAAUAAUAAUAAAUGGGUGAUACUUGUAUAGCGCUUUUCUACCUUCAAGGUACUCAAAGCGCUUUGACAGUAUUUCCACAUUCACCCAUUCACACACACAUUCACACACUGAUGGCGGGAGCUGCCAUGCAAGGCGCUAACCAGCAGCCAUCAGGAGCAAGGGGUGAAGUGUCUUGCCCAAGGACACAAUGGACGUGACUAGGAUGGUAGAAGGUGGGGAUUGAACCACAGUAACCAGCAACCCUCCGAUUGCUGGCACGGCCACUCUACCAACUUCUCAUCAAACUGCUCCUCGUGUUAUACGGUCUCUUUUUUUAUGUUUAUGUCUUAAAAAACGAGUUACGAUCAAAUGUUUUUGCUGCCUUUGGUGGGAUCACUUGCAAUGUAACACUUGGAUACUUGUAAUUAUGUCUUUUCAUUUUCGUACACAGCUCUGUAAUUCAUUGGCCAAACGCUAUCCCACACUUUUCUAAAGUAAAUCUGUAUAGUAGAUAUGAUCAUCUACAUCAACAACAAGAUUUGUCGGAGUGGCUGGACAGAACAGAUUGAAAACAAUUAUAAUAAUUUAAAUCCAUUUUUGAUGUUUUUGAAUCGAUUAAGAAUCGUUACAAAUAAGAAUUGCGAUUAAUCUGAAAAUCGGAGACAUCACAGGGCUUUUGCGGGUGAGUAUUAAAAUUCACUGAACGGAUUUUGCUAUAAUUAAGGCCUUAAAUGGCAUUAAAAAGCAUUACAUUUGAUAUCCACAGGCAUUACUAAACAUUUAAUUCGGUAAAAUAACAAAUGCUUUUACCUAAUCUCAAGUCGGCGAUUAAAGGCAGGCGGCGGUUAACGGUGCCAAAUUUCUUUGGGCGUGACCCACAAAGCAACCUCUGCUGUCGCCACCACAACUGGCAGCUGCUGCCACCACAACUGGCAGCUGCUGCUACCACUACAGAAAAAUACAUUCCCAGAUUAAACAAUCUUGUGAGUCAAAUUUUAAUUCACUACAGAGUAACAGUUAAUGUAAGCUGUUCAACUAUUCAAGAUUAAUAUUGUCAAAUGUUUAGAAUUGUGUCUAUGUAGACAAUAGUACGUUUUUGAUUAUAUAUAAUAACUACCUGCAAUAGGACACGGGCAUUAAAUGUGUUUUAAGUGGCAUUAAAAUAGCAUUAAAUUAGAUCUGAUGAUACCUGUAGAAACCCUGUAUGAAAGCCAGAGAGGAAACCUCAUUUAUUUGCACUUGUUAGGUCACGAGCAGCAGAACUGCUAAAGAUCUAUUGUAAAUGUUGUAAUUAUUAUUAUUGCUGAUCGUGACCUAUUGUAAACGUUCCAUUUAUUAAUAUCGCUGCUCCUGAUAUAUUGGAACUGUUCCGUUUAUUAUUAUGCUCCCAGUUACUUUUACAGUUCAUUUUAAAAUUGUACUCAAUAUUUUUAAAUGCUUUAAAUGCUACACCAAGUAGCCCCGCCCUAUCUUAUUGAGCUGCUGCAGCCUUUUUGUCCCAGCAGGACCCUGAGGUCUUCAGACCAGCUCCUCCUGGCUGUCCCAAAAACUAGGCUAAAAACCAGAGGAGAUAGAGCCUUCUCAGUGGCAGGGCCCAGACUGUGGAACAACCUUCCACUAUCUAUUAGGUCCUCCCAGUCUCUGAGACAAUUUAAAUCUAGGCUAAACAUAUUUUUUUACUCCAUGACGUUCAAAUCCAGUUAGACAGGAUGUCUUGGUUGUUUUUAUUUCUUGUUUUGUAUAUUUAUUAAUUAUUACAUUAUAGUAUUUUAGGUGAUUCUGCACUUCUUUUAAGCUAUUGUGUUGUAUUCAUCCUUCCAUGUUACAAUAUAAAUGUGACACUAUGUGCCCCUUUUUUUGUUGCAAAUUGUUUCUUAUGUCUGUACAGCACUUUGGCCAACUGGGCUUGUUUUUAAAUGUGCUUGUAUGGUGUUCGGGUCUGUGGGACCCGUUUUCAUUUUUUAUUAAAAGAAAAAUGAUACAAUUAAUACAUUUUUCAA